CCGAACGGCAAAGAUCAGAGCGCAAUCUGAGCGCCCAUGCGGCAGCUGAUGGUGGGCUUGGGGAACCCUUGGCCGUCCCCAAAGAUGGCAAGGCACAACCUGGGCACCAUGGUGUUGGAAGCCUUGGCGAAGCAGUUAGAUUUGGAGUGGUCCUGGUGGUGGAGCUGUUGGGGAUGGAUCGCUGAAGAGGAGGAGCUAGGCUUCGGCUUCUUUCUGCCCCGGAGCUUUUACAACACCUCUGGCUGGGCGGUGCAGCGUGUCAUGGAGCUCCAUGGCUUGGAAGCUCAUCAGGUGCUCCUGUUGCAUGAUGAUCUUGACCUGCCGCCCUUGUGCUGGUCCGUCCUCGGUGGCAACCACAGCGACGCCGGCAACCGCGGCGUGCGCGGCGUGCGCCGCGCGGCCGGAAACGUGCGCCGGCUGCGGCUGGGUAUCGGGCGGCCGGAUGGCGGUGAUGUGGGGAGCUAUGUGCUGGGGAAAGUGGAAGAUGAGCUGCUGGAACGGUGGCAGGUCAUGUUGAUUGAUGCUACUGAACUGACCGAGCACGCGUUAGAGCUGAGGUGGCAGCCCAGUCCGGAGAGCUGCUGAAGAUAUUCGGCACCGAGGGCUACACACGCGGGCGUUUGGAGGCUGCAAGCUGACUCACUUUGCCACGACUUCUGAGAAGACGCGGAUGGUGCAAGGGAAAAAAACAAUGGAAAAAGGAUGUGGGUUUUCAGGGACUUGGAGUCAACGGUCGUUCGGCGGUACGCGUUUCGGUCUGACCCAAGGGACCAAGGAAGACGGGAAGACCCGGAGACGGGUGACGGGAGAUCGGAGCAGCUUGCAGGGCAUUGUUUGUUUGUUGGAUGUUGGACCGAACAACCUCUUCUGAUUGGUUGUUUCUACUAGCUUCUUGUUACUAGUAGUAAGGCCCUUGCUCCUAGUAGCGAUGCCAGGAGCCCCUAGUAGCGAACAUUGCUACUAGUAGCUCUUGGUUGUUUUUGUCCUUAAAGUGUAAAGUGUCAAUCAGAAUGGUGCCAUUAUGGCGACACAUGGCUGUAACACAUGGUAGUACACAUGAUUUAUCCAAAGA
Messenger RNA from Durusdinium trenchii, 1072 nucleotides. The record is from the annotation of a GenBank genome assembly. NCBI's taxonomy places the organism in Eukaryota, Dinophyceae, Suessiales, Symbiodiniaceae.